This is a messenger RNA of Cucumis melo (muskmelon), 2977 nucleotides long. Its product is annotated as monosaccharide-sensing protein 2. Gene Ontology annotation, cellular component: membrane. The record is from RefSeq and is a predicted model, not a curated record. The transcript is spliced from 6 exons. Bases 682 to 2883 code for a protein of 733 amino acids. Gene Ontology annotation, biological process: transmembrane transport. Gene Ontology annotation, molecular function: myo-inositol:proton symporter activity. Lineage: Eukaryota; Viridiplantae; Streptophyta; Magnoliopsida; Cucurbitales; Cucurbitaceae.
GUGAGUUCUCCUUUCCAUUUCUGUAAAACCCUAAAUUUGAUUUUGCCCCUUGACUCGCCGCACUUCUUUCCGUGAUUCCUGCAACAAACUUCGCUCGCAAAACUCGUCCAAAUUUUUUUACUACGGGAAAAUUCGCCGUUCUUGUUGUUCUUGCAUGUUAAUUUAUCGAGAAAAAUAUGAAUCGUUUGGAUGGUGGGUGUGAAAUCUCGGUGAAAAAAUGACAAAUGGGAACUUGUAGAUGACUGAAAAUAAUAAAGAAUACGCUGCGGGUUAGAUUGAAAGAGCUGACGUGCAGUGAAAAGAGUGAGCCGCAAGGCAGGUGUCGAACAAGAGAACGAGCAGUGAAUAAAAUAUCAUAUUAAACUUGAAGUAUUACAUAUGUUCUUUUGCUUUUGGAUCGGUCUCUUUCGCCUUUCUUCCAGCUAAUAACAUUGAUGUUCUUUCUUUCUUUCUCUAUUUUCUUUUCUUUUCCUUUCUUUCCUUUCCUUUGCUUGCUUUUUCAAUUUGUUGAUCUCGUCUCUUGGGUAUUAACUAGGCUUUUGCUGUCAUGUGAAAACAGAGCAUUUCAUGGCUGUCUCUGCUGCUGAUGGUCCCUAAAAUUCUCAUCACCUUUACUGUUUAUUCUCAAUAGGUUCCUUGGCUGUCUGUUUUGAGAUUUUCCUGUCGAUUUGAAGAAGCAAAAUGAGUGGUUCUGUUUUGGUGGCUGUUGCUGCUGCUGUUGGAAACUUUUUGCAAGGAUGGGAUAAUGCGACUAUAGCAGGAGCUGUCCUGUACAUUAAAAAGGAAUUCAAUCUUGAAAGUAGCCCCACUGUAGAAGGGCUCAUUGUGGCCACAUCCCUUAUCGGAGCCACUGUAAUCACAACAUGUUCAGGAGCAAUAUCAGAUUGGCUCGGCCGCCGGUUGCUGUUAAUUUUAUCAUCUGUUCUUUACUUCAUCGGUGGCAUUAUAAUGCUGUGGUCUCCCAAUGUAUAUAUCCUUCUCUUAGGAAGGCUCUUGGAUGGUUUUGGAAUAGGUUUGGCUGUUACAUUGGUUCCGGUAUACAUAUCUGAGACUGCUCCCCCUGAAAUCAGAGGAUCAUUAAACACACUUCCUCAGUUCACUGGCUCUGCUGGAAUGUUCUUCUCGUACUGCAUGGUUUUUGGGAUGUCUUUAAUGGAAUCCCCGAGCUGGAGAUUGAUGCUUGGGGUUCUAUUUAUUCCCUCUCUUAUAUAUUUAGCAUUGACAAUAUUUUUCUUGCCCGAGUCACCUCGCUGGCUUGUCAGUAAAGGCCGGAUGCUUGAGGCCAAACGAGUGCUGCAGAGGCUCCGAGGCAGAGAAGAUGUAUCUGGGGAGUUGGCUUUACUUGUUGAGGGUCUUGGAGUUGGGGGUGAGACCUCCCUUGAGGAAUUCAUAAUUGGUCCAGCAGAUGACCUUCCUGACCAAGAUCUACUGACUGACAAAGAUGAAAUCAAAUUGUAUGGACCUGAACAAGGACUCUCCUGGGUUGCUAGACCAGUUACAGGACAGAGUUCUAUUGGCCUAGUGUCUCGGCAUGGAAGCAUUAUAAAUCAGAGCGGGCUUGUUGAUCCUCUCGUCACUCUCUUCGGCAGUGUACAUGAGAAGCUUCCUGAUACAGGAAGCAUGCGCAGUACACUCUUUCCUCAUUUUGGCAGCAUGUUCAGUGUUGGAGGUAACCAACAUAGAAACGAAGAGUGGGAUGAAGAGAGCCUUGCUAGAGAGGGUGAGGACUAUCAGUCGGAUGGUGCUGGUAAUGAUUCGGAUGAUAACUUAAGGAGUCCUUUGAUAUCGAGACAGACGACAAGCAUGGAAAAGGACAUGGUUGCACCUGCUCAUGGUAGUCUUUCAAGCAUGAGACAGGGCAGUCUGGCUGGAGAACCUGUAGGAAGCAUGGGGAUUGGUGGGGGCUGGCAACUUGCUUGGAAAUGGUCUGAGAGAGAAGGCCCUGAUGGAAACAAAGAAGGGGGGUUUAAAAGAGUUUAUUUGCACCAAGAGGGCAUUUCUGGACCUCAGCAAGGAUCUAUAGUGUCUCUUCCUGGUGGUGAUGCCCUGACCGAUGGAGGCUAUAUUCAGGCUGCUGCAUUGGUCAGCCAACCAGCUUUAUACUCGAAGGAGCUUAUGAAUCAGCAUCCAGUUGGACCAGCUAUGGUCCAUCCCGAAAGCAUAACAAAAGGGCCAAGUUGGGUUGAUCUUUUCGAACCCGGAGUCAAACACGCACUGCUCGUUGGAGUAGGAAUUCAAAUACUUCAGCAGUUCUCUGGCAUAAAUGGAGUUCUGUAUUACACUCCACAAAUUCUUGAGAAAGCAGGUGUUGGAGUCCUUCUUUCAAACUUGGGGAUUGGCUCUUCUUCUGCAUCUUUACUGAUCAGCGGUCUAACCACAUUAUUGAUGCUCCCUUCAAUUGCAGUGGCGAUGAGAUUAAUGGACAUCUCAGGUCGUAGGACUUUAUUACUGUGGACCAUCCCUGCCUUGAUAGCAUCCCUCAUCAUCCUAGUUAUUGGUAGCCUAGUGCAGAUGGGCAGCAUAGUGAAUGCAUCUAUCUCAACAGUCAGUGUAGUUGUUUACUUCUGCUUCUUCGUCAUGGGGUUCGGGCCAAUCCCAAACAUAUUAUGUGCAGAAAUCUUCCCGACCCGAGUCCGUGGCCUAUGUAUUGCGAUUUGUGCAUUGACAUUUUGGAUUGGUGAUAUCAUCGUCACAUAUACGUUGCCCGUGUUGCUCAACUCUAUCGGGCUUGGUGGUGUUUUCGGGAUGUAUGCAGUUGUUUGCAUCAUAUCAUGGGUGUUCGUCUUUCUAAAAGUUCCUGAAACCAAGGGAAUGCCUCUUGAAGUAAUCACCGAGUUCUUCUCUGUUGGUGCCAAACAGCUUUUAGCUGCUAAAAAUGGUUGAAAUUCAUCACACAAAUUCAAAUUUUUUACUGUUUGAUACCUUUGGUUGAAUUUGAUAUUAAUGAUCUUUAAAAUGCAAGCUCAGUUUUUGUAAA